Molecule: messenger RNA, 1289 nt
Organism: Stereum hirsutum FP-91666 SS1
Lineage: Eukaryota; Fungi; Basidiomycota; Agaricomycetes; Russulales; Stereaceae
Product: vesicle transport v-snare protein vti1
Exons: 6
Coding region: 128-802 (224 amino acids)
Biological process (GO): retrograde transport, endosome to Golgi; macroautophagy; intra-Golgi vesicle-mediated transport
Cellular component (GO): SNARE complex; ER to Golgi transport vesicle membrane; late endosome membrane
Molecular function (GO): SNARE binding; SNAP receptor activity
Source: RefSeq, a predicted model, not a curated record
CUCCUCCUCUAGAUCUGCAACCACAUUCCACGGUCCACACCACCCGCACUCGUCCCUAAUUUCCAUCAAGGCAUUAACAGAAGAAGCCUAUCUUUUUGUCUCGUAUAUCUGAAUCUAGAAGGAAGCUAUGGACCAAUCACCGACCGCGCUGUUUGAUUCGUACGAGCAGGACUUGCAGCAGAUACUGGGCAGCGUGAGGGAGAAGCUCGACGGGGAUGCGAAGGAGGGACGGGGAGAGCAGAAGAAAGCGGCGCUGCGGAGGGUCGAGAUGGAGCUCGACGAGGCGGAUGAGAUGCUCUCACAAAUGGAGAUCGAAAUCCAAGGAAUUCCACAGUCCCUGAAAGCUUCUUACACUUCGCGCAUCCGGUCUGCCAAAGCGGACUUGACGAAGUAUAAGAAGUUGUCCAAGGACAUGCAUGCCGCCGCGAACCGCUCCGAUCUCCUCUCCUCCCCACGCACCGGCACCCCCACCUCCGACGAGCCCUACGGCUCCGACCGCGCUCGCCUCCUCUCCGGCACCGCGAUUCUCGAAGACGGAACACGGAGACUGCAGGAGAGUCAGAGGAUAGCGCUGGAGACGGAGGGGCAGGGCGCGGAUGUAUUGAGGGUGUUGAGGGAGCAGAGAGAACAGAUUGAGAACUCGAGGAAUACGCUUAAUACGGCGGAGACGUCGAUUGGACGUGCGUCUGGGACGCUGAAGACUAUGAUCAGACGGAUGUACCAACAGCGCGUCGUGACGGGCGCUAUCAUCGUCGUGCUCAUCCUAUUGAUCGUCAUCAUCCUCUGGGAAAAGCUUUCCUAGUCGCCUCGCUUCUGGCCUUUUCUCUUCCCAUCCCCCUUUCGGCCUCAUCAAUCCUCUUGCCCUUUUGUCCACAUCCCCUCUGUGGCCUUCCAGCCUUCACGGUCGCACGGUUGACCUGCGCUCGUUACCGGACAUUGCCUGGCUAUGGCCCAGAGAGGGUAGAUGGAGCGACGUACAGUCGAUGGAGAUAUGGGCUUUCUAUGUUUAUGUCAUUGUUUUUCUUUUUUCUUAUUUGAUCUUUUCUGGUGCUUGAUGUGCUUGAUGAGUCGGACACAUACCUGGCUUUCGCUUCGGUUUCGGUUUGGAUUUGGUUAUACUUAUAUCGUUUGGACAUGCAGAUCGAGAGGGGGUGGUCGCCGGUCGGUGUAGUCUGCUGGCUGGGCGGUGGCGGUUGAGGCGAAGAUUGCGAGCUAUACAUCCUUUCUUGGAUGUGUCUAUGUACAUAACUUAGCAUGUUAACAAUUUCGUCGACGACCGAGGCUAAUGG